Messenger RNA from Acanthochromis polyacanthus (spiny chromis), 2533 nucleotides. RefSeq names its product guanine nucleotide binding protein (G protein), alpha activating activity polypeptide, olfactory type (gene gnal). NCBI's taxonomy places the organism in Eukaryota, Metazoa, Chordata, Actinopteri, Pomacentridae. Gene Ontology annotation, cellular component: heterotrimeric G-protein complex. Bases 1063 to 2199 code for a protein of 378 amino acids. The transcript has 13 exons. Gene Ontology annotation, biological process: adenylate cyclase-modulating G protein-coupled receptor signaling pathway. The record is from RefSeq and is a predicted model, not a curated record. Gene Ontology annotation, molecular function: G-protein beta/gamma-subunit complex binding; GTPase activity; G protein-coupled receptor binding.
AUCCACAGUGAUUCAGAAUGAAGUCAGAGCAGAAACAGAGAAGAACCUGAUCAGCUGCUGCCCUCAGAUACAUUCUCUCAGUAAUCAGAUCACUUCUGUCUCUGGUAUGAGAUUACUAACUACAGGUUAAAUUCAGGCUCCACGGCAGGAACUCAGUUGAACUAAAGUGAGUCCAUAUUUCCUGAGGUUCUUUGGUUCCUCCUAUACCUGCAGCUCUGAUCAGUGGAACUAUGACUCCUCAGAUGUUUCUCUUCCUCUGUUCAGUUCUUCUCCAUGUGGAGCCAUGAUGCAGACACAGAUAGAACCAGUCCAUAGGUCCGGGACUGAGAAGGUUCAUUCUAGAACCAUGUUCAUCAACUGGACUCUUUGGUUUUUAGAGUUUUUACUUUGGAAUCUGAAUUUUACUUCCAGUCUUUCUGAAGUGUUUGUUUCUGAUGUUCAUCAGAGAAAAUACUCUGUUGUUAGAAGUAAUCUGAUUACUGUGAGGUGCUCCAGUUUAGAAUCCUGUGGACUUCCUACUGUCAUGGAUUAGAUGUUUGGAAGCACAUUUCCAUCUAACAUGAAGGACUGAAGGAUCUUUUGUGGCUGAAGUGAGCCUCUACAGGAACAUGUUGGAGUCUGAACCGGUUCCAGUUGGAUCACUGAAGUCAGCGUCUCCUGGUCCAGAUUCGGGACUGGUCCAACAGAGUCCAGACUGGAACCAGGAGGAAACUAGUUGGUGUUUGUGAAACGGCUGCUGGUCGUCAGGCAGCAAAGUGACACCAGAGGAAAAACAGAGAAUCCCCAAAGACAGACGACUAAUGAGAGGAGGCAGAGCUGCUCAGGUGUUUCACUGCUCAGAAACAUUUCAGCGCCAGCACUCGUCUGCAUCCGUCCCUCUGAACUGGACCUGCUGGACCUCCUGGACCUGCUGGAUUUUCCUGGAGCAGAGACGUGGAUGCUGAUUGGCUGCUGGUUUCUGCUGGUGUGUUUUUGUCUUUGUGGACUUUGAUGGACGGACAGAGAGUCGGACCGAUCUGGACCCUCUAAGACCCACGAGUGACUCCAACAGCAGCAGGUGAGAUGGGCUGUCUGGGAGGGAAGACGGAAGAAGAACGACUGGAUGAAAAAGCGAAAAGAGAAGCAAACAAGAAGAUUGAGAAGCAGCUGCAGAAAGAGAGACAGGCUUAUAAAGCUACACACAGACUGUUACUGCUGGGUGCAGGAGAAUCAGGUAAAAGUACGAUAGUGAAGCAGAUGAGGAUUCUUCACGUCGAUGGCUUCAAUGCUGAGGAGAAGCAGCAGAAGAUUCAGGACAUCAGGAAAAACGUGAAGGAUGCCAUCGUGACAAUCGUUUCGGCCAUGAGCAUGCUGACUCCGCCCAUCCCUCUGGGUAACCCCGGCAACCAGUUCAGGGUCGACUACAUCAAGAGCAUUGCACCGCUGUCUGACUUCGAGUACUCCGAGGAGUUCUUUGAGCAUGCUCAGAAGCUAUGGGAGGAUGAGGGAGUGAAGGCGUGCUACGAACGUUCCAACGAAUAUCAGCUGAUCGACUGCGCCCAGUACUUCCUGAACAGGUUGGACUCAGUGAGGAGGACUGACUACACACCUACUGACCAGGACUUGUUGCGCUGCAGAGUUUUGACUUCAGGGAUUUUUGAAACCAGGUUUCAGGUGGACAAAGUCAACUUCCAUAUGUUCGAUGUAGGAGGACAAAGGGACGAGCGCAGGAAGUGGAUUCAGUGCUUCAACGAUGUCACCGCCAUCAUCUUCGUCGCUGCCAGCAGCAGCUACAACAUGGUGAUCAGAGAGGACAACUCCACCAAUCGGCUGCGAGAGUCUCUGGACCUCUUCAGAUCCAUCUGGACCAACAGGUUCCUGAAGACCAUCUCGGUGAUCUUGUUCCUAAACAAACAGGACGUUCUGGCUGAGAAGAUUCUGGCUGGAAAAUCUAAACUGGAGGAUUAUUUUCCUGAAUACACCAACUACCAGGUUCCUGUUGACGCUGCUCCAGAUGCUGAUGAAGACCCCAAAGUGACCAGAGCAAAGUUCUUCAUCAGAGACGAGUUCCUGAGGAUCAGCACGGCCAGCGGUGACGGGAAACACUACUGCUAUCCUCACUUCACCUGCGCCAUCGACACCGAGAACAUCCGCCGUGUCUUUAACGACUGUCGUGACAUCAUCCAGCGCAUGCACCUGCGGCAGUACGAGCUGCUCUGAUUGGCUGGCGGCUCACCUGGCUCCACCCCCUGCUAAAGGACUGAUGUGAUGUGUAAUAACCAAUGGUGAUAGGUGAUCAAUAUGAUAGAUCCUCGUGUUUCCAUUUAUUGAUUAGUGGUUAUUGAUCAUUAGGGCAGAUGGAGUCUCUGUGUUGCUGUUUCUGUGCCUCAUGCAGGGGAUUGUGGGUAGUGUAGUUGUGAUGGACAAGUGUGGCAGAGGGCGGGGCUUAGACAUGAAAUUUAAAUAUAUUUUUACAUGUUUGCUGGAGUGUUUAUCAAUAUCGUGUUUUAGAUUUCAUAACUGCUGAAUCUAAAUAAAGACUUUAAAUCCCAAA